CGUCAACCUCGCAAGAGCCGUGUACUUUAAUGCUGAUGUCUACCUAUUGGAUGAUCCACUAAGUGCUGUAGAUUCACAUGUGGGGAAACACCUCUUUGAUAAAGUAAUAGGACCCAGGGGCAAACUAAGAAAAAAAGACUCGUGUCCUAGUCACCCAUUCUGUACACUUCUUACCUCAAAUGGACCAGAUAAUUGUCCUCCAAGGUGGACGAAUCUCAGAGGUCGGAACUUACGACGAGCUUCAGGACAACCAAGGAGCUUUUGCUGAGUUCUUGAAAACAUAUGCCAACGAGAAACAAGACGGGCCAGAGGAAGAUACCCAUCAAAGAGAAACACACCAUAGCGACAUCCACGAGCCUGAGGAAGGGAAUCUACUAACCAUCACGGACAUGGACCACAUGAUGGGAAGUACCUCAGAACUUGAUGCUAUAGUGAAAAGCCCAUCCCGAUUAACUCUAACAGAAAUAGCCAGUACCCAUAGUAAUGGGCGCACAAUCCAGGGUGAAGACAAGACCAUAGAAAGGGUGAUUAACGAGGAGACUUCAGAAAUUGGAAGAGUCAGGUUUUCCGUGUUCUAUACUUACGCAAAAGCAACAGGCCUGAUCGUUUCUUUCUUAUUCUUCCUUUUCCUCCUGGCCUCCGAAGGCAGCAUAGUAUCAUCCAAAAUCUGGCUCGCUCGUUGGAGCUCAGACAACGUCACGACAGACUCUCAAAGAGACAAUUAUCUAUUUGUGUACGGAGCUCUUGGACUUUCACAGGCGUUCUGUAUGCUGUUUAGCUCAUUGUUUCUGGCUUAUGGAGCUAAUGUGGCUUCUAAUGUACUUCAUGAUCGUCUAAUUGUCAACAUCAUGCACUCGCCAAUGUCAUUUUUUGAGAGUACCCCUCUGGGGAGGAUUGUCAACAGGUUUUCUAAAGACAUGUAUGUGAUAGAUGAGACGGUCCCAAAUUCGUUGAUGUCAUUUUGGAGAUGUUUUUUUGCUGUGAUGAGCGCCAUCUUUGCUAUUAGUUAUGCUACACCUAUCUUCCUUAGUGUCGUCUUUCCAUUGAUGGUUCUGUAUGUCUUCAUUCAGCGUCUGUAUGUAGCAUCCUCGCGUCAGUUGAGACGAAUCGAGUCAGUGAGUCGUUCACCAAUCUACAGCAACUUCCUGGAAACGAUCAAUGGUACAAGUACCAUCAGAGCUUACUCGCAACAACAAUACUUUAUUCGUGAAAAUUAUUACAGAGUAGACGAAAACCAGGUGGCAUAUUAUCCGUGGAUUUCUUCUAACAGGUGGUUGGCUAUUCGACUAGAGCUCAUUGGUAAUUUUGUCAUAUUCUUCGCCUCUUUGUUCGUUGUCAUCGCCAGAGAUUCUAUAGAAAGUGGUUUGGUUGGUCUUUCACUUACUCAUGCUUUCCAGAUAACACAAACCCUUAACUGGAUGGUUCGCAUGUCUGGUGAGCUAGAGACGAAUAUCGUAGCGGUAGAACGGGUCAAGGAAUAUAGUGAAACUCCAAGAGAGGCAGCGUGGAUCGUCGAAGAUAAUCGUCCUCCUGAAGACUGGCCUGGUUCAGGUCACAUCGCUAUAGAAACUUUCGACUUGAGAUACAGAGAAAACCUCCCGCUCGUCCUCAAGAAUAUCAACUGUGAUAUCGCACCAGGAGAGAAGAUAGGACUUGUUGGUCGCACAGGAGCUGGUAAAUCGUCCCUUUCCAUGGGACUGUUUCGUAUUCUGGAAAGCACUGGUGGUAGAAUUAUCAUAGAUGAUAUUGACAUCUCGAAGAUAGGGCUACAAGACUUGAGGUCACGCCUUACUAUCAUUCCACAGGAUCCCGUGUUGUUUUCUGGUACGUUACGGUUCAACCUGGACCCGUUUGAUAAAUACUCAGACGAAGAGCUGUGGAAAGUCCUUGAAGUCAGCCAUCUGAAGCAGUUCGUGUCGGGUCUUGCUGAAGGUCUGCAGCAUUCUAUCGCAGAGGGAGGAGAGAACCUCAGUGUUGGUCAACGUCAGUUGGUGUGUCUUGCUCGUGCUCUGCUUAGAAAAAGUAAAGUUCUGGUCCUGGACGAAGCGACGGCAGCUGUGGAUCUCGAGACAGACGAACUCAUCCAGAAGACCAUUAGGACUGAAUUUGCUGAUCGAACAGUGUUGACUAUAGCACAUCGACUCAAUACUAUCAUGGAUUACUCCAGAAUUCUUGUGCUGGACAAAGGUUUUGUGACAGAGUUUGAUAGCCCCUCUAGUCUUCUGUCGCAAAAAGGGAUGUUUUACAACAUGACGAAAGAUGCUGGCUUGACCUGAAAUACCAUGCAUCCUUGUGAUGCUUAUGGGUGUCAUAGUAAGGAGGAAGUUCAAUGUUGAUUUUAUGUGCCCCAGAUAUGGAUGUUCAGCAACAAGAUGUAUUUCAAUAAAAUAACAGGGAUUACAGAAUCGUACUUCAGUGAAGAAAAAAUAGUCUCGGUAUGGGAAUACGAAAAAGAAAAGAACGCGUUGUUCUUUGUGUUACUGUUAAAAGUGAUUGACGUCACGAAACUUCGGAAUGCUCUCUGUUGAAAUGAACUGAACCCAACAAAACACAACAAAAAGUAUUUAAUUGAAAAUAUGUUAUGAAAUAUAAGUAUUAGUAUAAAAUCAUUCAAACACAAAUCCGCAAGAAGCUCAGUUUUGUUUCCAAAACAACAUGGCCCCUGGAAUUGGGGCUAUAUUUAUAUUUUGAAACCUCUAAAAGACUUCUAGUGGUCAGGAUUUUGGCUUCCAUCAAUCAAAUAUUUACCAAAAGCUGUAAAUUUUAUGGGUGGGCCCUAAAACGUGCUCCAAUUGUCUCCUGAUGGCCACGUUGAAUUGUAUACUCAAUACAAUUUUGCCCAUUGCUGGUGGAAGUGCUUAUUGCUUUAUGUGUACAAGAUUUUUUUAAAACGUAUUUAUAAAUGCUAAUUUUUUUCGACAACACGUGGAUAAUAAAAAUACAAAGUCCAA
Actinia tenebrosa (Australian red waratah sea anemone) is the source of this 2951-nucleotide messenger RNA. Its product is annotated as ATP-binding cassette sub-family C member 1. Lineage: Eukaryota; Metazoa; Cnidaria; Anthozoa; Actiniaria; Actiniidae. Gene Ontology annotation, cellular component: membrane. Gene Ontology annotation, biological process: transmembrane transport. The record is from RefSeq and is a predicted model, not a curated record. Gene Ontology annotation, molecular function: ATP hydrolysis activity; ATP binding; ABC-type transporter activity.